This is a messenger RNA of Suricata suricatta (meerkat), 2947 nucleotides long. It is a transcript of the gene AK7, whose product is annotated as adenylate kinase 7. Gene Ontology annotation, molecular function: AMP kinase activity; ATP binding. The transcript is spliced from 18 exons. NCBI's taxonomy places the organism in Eukaryota, Metazoa, Chordata, Mammalia, Carnivora, Herpestidae. Gene Ontology annotation, biological process: nucleobase-containing compound metabolic process. The record is from RefSeq and is a predicted model, not a curated record. Gene Ontology annotation, cellular component: cytoplasm. Bases 66 to 2249 code for a protein of 727 amino acids.
CAGCGUCGCGACGCCUUGGCCACCAGAGGGACGCUUUCUCCUUAGCAACCAGUGCGGCUGCCGCCAUGGGUGAAGUAGAGGAAGUUACUCCAACGAUGGAGAAAGUUCUCCGGAUCCAGAGGGUGUUUAUAAACCUGCUGGAUUCGUACAGCAGCGGGAACAUCGGGAAGUUUCUGUCUAACUGUGUAGUCGGGGCUGCGCUAGAAGAAGUUACAGAAGAAGAGGAAGAAGAAGACGAAAGUAAGUCAGCCACGACAGACGGCUUCUCCAGACUGAAGGAAGGCACCUUCCAGAUCGUGGGCACGCUUUCCAAGCCAGAAGGCGUUCGGCCCAACUUCGCCAUGGAGACAUACAGCAGCAUCUCUCGAGAAGACCUUCUGAUGCGCCUCCUGGAGUGUGACGUCAUCAUUUACAACAUCACCGAGGUCGCGCAGCAAGCCGAGGAGGCCAUCUGGGCAGUCUCCGCACUGAAUGAAGAAGUCAGCCACUUUGAGAAGCGGAAGGUGUUUAUUUUGGUAUCCACGGUGAUGACCUGGGCACGCUCCAAACCCCUGGACCCGGAUGAUUCUGAGGUCCCGUUUACUGAAGAAGAUUAUCGAAGAAGAAAGCACCAUCCUAAUUUUCUGGACCACAUCAAUGCUGAAAAAAUGGUUCUCAAAUUUGGAAAAAACCAGGCCAAAAAAUUCGCAACGUACGUGGUCGCUGCUGGACUUCAGUAUGGAGCGGAAGGAGGCAUCUUACACCAUUUCUUCAAGAUGGCUUGGGCGGGCGAAGUCCCUGCGUUGCCAGUGUUCGGAGAUGGAACAAACGUAAUCCCAGCAAUCCACGUCCUGGACCUAGCGGGAGUGAUUCAAAACAUAAUAGACCACGUGCCGAAACUUCGCUACCUAGUCACUGUGGACGAGUCUGUUCACACCCUGGAAGAUUUGGUCAAGUGCAUCAGUAAAAAUACUGGCACAGGGAAGAUCCAGAGACUCCCCAAGGAAAAUGCUUUUCUAGCCAAGGACUUAACACAAGAGUGCCUUGAUCAGUUACUGGUCAACUUGAGGAUGGAAGCCCUUUUUGUGAAGGAGAAUUUUAACAUUCGAUGGGUUGCCCAAACAGGAUUUGUGGAAAAUAUCAGCAACAUCCUCAAAGAAUACAAGCAAAGCAGGGGAUUAUUGCCGAUCAAGAUUUGCAUUCUCGGCCCCCCUGCCGUGGGAAAAUCCAGCAUCACCGAAGCCUUGUCGAAGCACUACAAACUACAUCACAUUAAAGUGAAGGAUGUCAUUUCCGAAGCCAUAGCCAAACUGGAGGCGAUUGUCACGCCUAAGGAGGAAGGGCAGGAAGAGAAAGAAGGGGAAGAGGAGGAGGAGGAGGAGGAGGAGGAGGAGAACGUGGAGGAGGCCCAGGAGCUCUUGGACGGCAUCAAGGAAAACAUGGAGCAGAACGCAGGCCGACUAGAAGAUCAAUACUUAAUUAGAUUUGUCAAAGAAAAGUUGAAAUCUAUGCCUUGCAGGAACCAAGGUUAUAUUUUGGAUGGAUUCCCAAAGACUUAUGAUCAAGCUAAAGACCUAUUCAAUCAAGAAGAAGAGGAGGAAGAAGAAGACGUCAGAGGCAAAAUAUUUCCCUUUGAUAAAUUAAUCAUACCUGAACUCGUCUGCGUGCUGGACGCCUCCGAUGAGUUCCUCAAGGAGCGGGUGAUGAACCUUCCAGAGAGCGUGGUGGCCGGGACCCACUACAGCCAGGACCGCUUCCUCCGGGCCCUCGGCAACUACCGGGAACUCAACACGGAGGACGAGUCUGUUCUCAACUACUUCGACGAGAUCGAAAUCCACCCAAUACACAUCGAUGUCGGAAAACUCGAGGACCCGCAGAACAGACUUGCGAUCAAGCAGCUCAUCAAAGAGAUCGGGGAGCCUCGAAAUUACGGUUUAACAGCCGAAGAAAAGGCGGAAGAGGAGCGGAAGGCGGCCGAGGAAAGGCUGGCCAGGGAGGCCGCGGAGGAAGCGGAACGUGAGCACCAGGAAGCCAUGGAGAUGGCGGAGAAGAUGGCGCGCUGGGAGGAGUGGAAUAAACGACUAGAGGAAGUGAAAAGAGAAGAAAGAGAGCUAUUAGAGGCCCAAUCGAUUCCCCUGAGAAACUAUUUAAUGACGCACGUGAUGCCAACGCUCAUGCAGGGUCUGAAUGAGUGUUGUAAAGUCCGACCGGAUGAUCCCGUUGACUUUCUGGCAGAGUAUCUGUUCAAGAACAAUCCUGAACUGCAGUGAAACAUUAACCAUCCAUGUGAUACGCCUCCACGGAGUUAGUUUAACAUUGUAUUUGAAAAUUUUGCUUUAAAAAAUACGUUCUUAGUUUUGGGGAAAUUCUUUGUUUUCCCCAUAAGCAAACACUUUAUUACGUAGAAGCAUUAUGAAAAGCUGGGUGGCGGUGGGUGACUUCAUUAAAGAACUUUAUCUGAAAGGUAAAUUGAUAAAGUCUGCUUCGCUCAUGGGACAAAUAUUGACUUAACAUUGCGUUCAUAGUCAAGUCAAAGUGGUCGGCGCACUUGGAUAUGCGGUGAUUUUUAGCAUGAAGACGAUCAGACUGUGCAUUACUGGAACACAAGGGCUGAUGACUUUAUGCAAUCGCUGUGGCCCCACGGCCGAUGGUGUCAGAAAGACAUGGAAACGGUUUAUGCUUAGUCAGAAGUGGUUGGUUUCCACGAGGUUAAGUUCUGAGUCCAGGGUCAGGAUUCUAAGCAAUGAGUCAGAGAGAGACUGAUAAACCUCUUGGUAGAAAAAUUCCCGUAACAGGAUGAAUAAUCCUAAUAUUUGUGAUAAUUAAAAGCUGCUGAAUACUUUCAACAAACUUACAAUAUAGGCGGAGGCCAGCACGCCCUACGGUCUUUUCCAGCCCCAAACUCCCCAGUAAUUUCCAGAAGUACACUGAAUGAGAAAAUUAAACUAAUAAACCAGGUUUAUUUUAA